This is a messenger RNA of Manacus vitellinus (golden-collared manakin), 10018 nucleotides long. RefSeq names its product hydrocephalus-inducing protein homolog. Gene Ontology annotation, cellular component: axoneme. Lineage: Eukaryota; Metazoa; Chordata; Aves; Passeriformes; Pipridae. Bases 1 to 9990 code for a protein of 3329 amino acids. Gene Ontology annotation, biological process: axonemal central apparatus assembly; cilium movement. The record is from RefSeq and is a predicted model, not a curated record. The transcript is spliced from 56 exons.
AUGGUCAUCCACAACAGAACUAACAUCACAGCCCGGUUCCAGUGGAAGGCUUUUUCUACUGAGGCAGAGGAGCAUCCACAGAAGAUCAGGCUGUCUCUCAAUCUGCCUCGGCCGCCCCUGGAGACAGCGAGGCUCUCCGUAGAGAAGCGCUAUGAGGAGCUGGACCUUUAUGACCGCGAGUUGGAGAAGGCAACAGCAAAGAUUGAAGCAGACCCCAUGCUGUUCUCAGACGAUGUUUUCACCAUUGAGCCCUUGGAGGGAGAGGUUGGGCCACACUCUUCAGCUGAGAUCAAGGUGUUCUUUAAACCCCGAGAAGCCCAAGUCUAUACAAAAGUGGCCUACUGUUCCAUCUCAGGCCGUGAGAGCAGGCUGCCCCUGUGCCUCACAGGGGAAGGCCUUGGGCCCUGCCUCCGUUUCAAGUUUCCGGAACUGGACAUGGGGAAAGUUUUGGUUGGAGAAGCCUACAGCUAUGAGGCAAUCCUGGUUAACACGGGAGCUAUCAAUGCUCCCUUCCGGCUCAUCCCUCCAACCACAGUCCACGGCUCCUGCUUCACCUUUCAGCCCCGGCAGGGCAUCAUUCCACGCAAUGGGAUCCUGCCCAUCCAGAUCUUCUUCAGUUCCAGCACCCUGGGGGAGUUCGAGGAAGAGUUCCAGUUCAAUGUGGCUGAAUGCCCUAAACCUGUGACCUUGAUUGUCAGGGGUCACGUCACCGGACUGAGCCUGCACUUCAGCACAAAUGGCCUUGACUUCAAUGACGUGUCCUUUGGCUUUCCUCAGACCUUGUCGUGCCACCUGAUCAACACCUCUGUGGUGCCCAUCACUUUCCAUCUUCGCGUUCCUGAGGACGGCCAGGGACAGCCCAGCCUUACCAGCUUUGACCAAGUGAAAUACAACACUCACCCCUACUGGGAAAAAGGCACACUGGCUCCAUGUCAGGAGAAGCCAAUGGAAUUCACUAUAACACCCAGCACAGGGACUAUCCCUGCCCACGGAUUCCAGGAGAUCAGGGUCACGCUGUGUUCCAACGACGUGGGACAAUAUGACUGUGAUAUGGUGGUGGAUGUGGAUGGUUUUGGCAAGGAGGUGUUGGCUCUACGCCUCAAAGCCAGAUGUGUCGUUCCUGAGCUGUGUUUGCUCACCUCCACCCUCGACUGUGGACCGUGCUCUGCAAAGGUCCCUUGCCAGAAGAUGCUGACCCUUGUGAACCCAAGCCCCCUUCCAGGAUGCUACAGAAUUCUCCCUCAGAGAAACCAAGAGGCCGCUGCUCUGUGGUACUCCAGCCCCAAACCAUGUGGGAUUAUCCAAGGUCACGACGUGCUGGAGAUCCCAAUUACAGCUGAAGUCCAGGCGGUGGGUGCUCAUUCCAUCCCGGUGGACAUCGCCGUGUUCGGGAAGGAGAGAUCCCCACUGGGUGACAGAUGCUUGAGUAUUGAACCCAGGGAAGGAGUGGUCCCUGCCAAGGCUGAGGUUCCUGUUGUUGUCACAGCAAACCUGGAUGACACUGGGAGAUUUGAAGGCAGUAUGAAGCUGUUCAUUGAGAACAGCCUUACCAGUGUCAUCCCCAUCCAGGCUGUGGGCAUCGGCACCACAAUUACCAUUGACAAACCGUUUGCGCCGAAGCUGAAUUUGGAACCCCAGUUCAACCUCCUUCCCUGCAUUUUGCGGUUCAAAGUUACAAACAAGGGGCGUCAGUUCCAGCGGCUGUUCUGGGGCACAGAAGGUUUCAGCACCUUUCGACAGCGUCAUCCUCUCCCUGCCCUCAGUGUCACCAAGGGCAAAAAUGCUUCCCAGAGUCCCACCACUCCUGUAUUUAAGCUGCGGCCACGGAAUAUGGAUCUGCAGCCAGGCGAGACUAUGGAGCUGGUGGUGGAAGGCUUCUCCAGCAUUGUCCAGGACGUGGAGGAGAAACUUGUGUGUGAGGCAAUCGUGAAGCCAGAGAUAACAAAAAAAGAGAUAAUCAAGACAAAGGUCACCUGCAAGUUCAUUUCUCCCUCUAUGCAAAUAUCAUCCAGAGCAAUCACUUUCCAUGUGGAGAAGUACCCUGAUGACGUCCUGACUCUUCAGUACAAGCCUCUGUCUUUAAAAAACACCUGCUGCCUACCAUUCCACCUUUUGAUGGACUUGGAGCAGCCAUUCCUAAUCUGUGAUGCAAACCAGCAGCCCCUCCCUGCAGGGGCCCAGCCUGUGAAGAUGGAGGCAGGUCAGGAACUUCAUCUCUACAUCAGCUUUAACCCAGCUUAUGAAAAGGAUCCGAUCAGCUGGGCAGCAAAGAAGACUAUGAAGAUCCGGCUUGUGGAACAUCCUUAUGAGGAAGAGAUCACCGUUCAGGGAGAGGUCUACUUCCCAAAUCUCUGUAUCCCGACCAAAGCACUGGACUUUGGUUGCAUCGUGAGUGGCACAGAGCAAGUGCGUUACCUGGAGAUGACCAACUGCAGCCCAAUUCCUGCCCACUACCACUGGUCAUUCCAGGUGGACAGCAAGAAGUACCCAACAGGGUUCAUACCUUCCCCGCCUACAUUGAAACCCCAACCACAAAUGGCCAGGUUCGGCUGUGUUGAGUGUGGGCGUUAUUUAAGGAGAUACUUCAGACCUGGAAGUGUGCAGAAGCCAGCCAAAGCCCCGGAAGCAGCGCAGGACUCUUCCCAACAGUCAGCACACUGCCAGGAAACAGAACAGCGUUGUUCCCAACAGACAUCAAAGAACUGCGUGCAAGAUUCUUCUGAAGAGUCAUCAGAUUGGGAGGACUCCCUGGAAACAGAGCAAGAUUCUUCACUACAGUCAUCAGAUUCAGAGAACUGCGUGGAAACAGAAGAUGAUUCUUCUGAAGAGUCAUCAGAUUCAGAGGACUCCCUGGAAACAGAGGACAUUUCUCCUGAACAGUCAUCAUCAGAGAAGUCCCUGGAAACAAAGCAGGACUCUUGCCAAAAAUCAUUGCAUUCAGAAGACUCCCCGGAAGCAAAGGUGCCACCAUCCACUGCUGCAGGGCCUCAGAGCUCAGCAGAGACGGAGGAGUCUGUGAAGUCAGAAGAGGCAAAGCCCCCUGGCUUCAGAGCAGAGGAGCUCUUUAAUGAAGUCAUUAAAGCAGAGGUCACCCUGCAGAACGACGGGAAGAUCGAAUUCACCUACGUGGUACAGAGCCCCAGCACUGGCACUGCAGACAAGCCUCUGCCUGGUGUGCUUGCAGUCCUGCCCAACACAGCUUCCAUUGAACCUGGCAAGGAGCAAGUACUGAAGCUCUAUUACCUGCCAGGAAUGCCAGGAGUCUUCUGCAGGACUUUCCAGAUUAAAAUAAACACUUGGCUGAGGAUGGAGAUGGACCAGAUGCUGAUAAAGGAAGAUGCUCUGGAGCUGCAACCAACCCUCAUCUCCCGCCCCCCAGAGGACACUGUCUUUGACAACAGCGUUCCUCAGAAGCUUGUCAAAGUUGAGCUACCUGAGUACAUCCUGGACAUGGGCACUGUCGUUCAGGGUUUCAGUAAAAUCUGCACCGUGAACAUCACCAACACCUGGAAGUACCCAGUGGCCGUCCGGGCCAAUGGACGUGCCCUGCGUGACACAGGUUUCAGCAUAUACCUGGAGCCUGUGGAGUCCCUGAUCAACGGUGACACCAUACCAUUUCAAGUGAAGUUUUCAAGUGCCAACUUGCCUGUGGGAAAGGUGGAUGUGCUCCUGCCCAUCAAGGUAGAGAAAGGCCCCACGCUGCACAUCCGCCUCCGUGCCAUUGUGAUUCAGCCACUGCUCAGCCUCUCCAAGGACAGACUCCAGUUCCCUGAUGUCCAGGUUGGGCAGUGCUGGUGUGAAACGGUCCGACUCUACAACCCGUUCAACGCGCCCUGUGAAUGGUUCCUCAGUGCCAGCAAACCUGCCAAGAAGGUGAACAAAUGUUCAAAACCAGCUGUGCAUCAGAAGGAGCUCCAGGCUGUGAAGGACGAUUCCCAAGUCUUUCAGUGGAAGGCCCAGGAGGGAACCCUUUAUGGUAGAGAGUGGUGUGACCUAAAGAUCCAGUUUUCCCCCCUGGAAGAGAAGUCCUACAAAACCGAGUUGAAGAUCAACGUUCAUGGGAGCAGCCAGCUCCUUGUACUGCACAUCUCAGGACAGGGUCUGGAGCCACGGCUGGAGUUCAGCCCCACAGAGAUCAAGCUGGGAGCAGUGUUGCCGUGCAGCCCUGAGCUGGAGAGGACAGUGGUGGUGAAGAACCCCUGCGAGUUCCCCAUUGAAUUUUACUCCCUGGAUUUUGACGAGGAGUACCGUGAGGAGGAGAAGAUCCUGCGGACACUGGAGGAGUUUGGAGACCAGGCAGCCGUGGUGAUGCCUCCACGUGCUGUGGGUGAGAAGCUGCCUCCAGAGGUGCUAGAAUAUUAUGAGAAAUGGAAGAAGAUGGAAGCUCUGGGUCAAGAAAUUAUGUCCAAGUGCAAGGAAGAAUCAGGUGAGGACAAUGCAGCGCUUCAAGAGAGCAUCGAGUUGUUAAAGGACAUGGUGGAUGAGUCUGACGGGCCCAUCCGUCAGGCCAUCAGGCGCUACACCCGUCCCGUUGUAGAAGAGAUCAAAGCCCAAAUGCCCAGAGGGAUUGUUAUCAUCGUCUAUGGGACACCCCGGACAGGAAAGUCAAGGGUGGCAGCCGCCCUGUCCAAGUAUUACGGUGUCACCCGCUUGUCCCUGGCCGAGGUGGUGACAGAAGCCAUGUCGGACGAGCGCAGCUCGAUGACAGCCAUUUCCUGUGCCACCGCUCCUGCGCCACAGCGAUUCAUCAUCCUCACCAGGACGGGGAGAAAGGAGAAAAUUAGGAAGUGUUUGAGCUGUGUGCUGCCCAAGGAAUUGCUAGUGGAGAUCAUCUCUGAACGGCUGCAGCUGAGCGACUGCUACAGGGGAGUGGUCUUUGAUGGCCUGGAGACCCUCUUUGCGAGCAGCCUGGCAUCUUCUCUCCUGUGUAUACUCAAAGCUGUCAGCAAUCGCCCGCAUAUCCACGUCGUCAACAUCUUCCAGGAUUCUGAGUUUUGGAAAGGCAGGCGGAUGGCUGCAAGAGAGAAGAAGGCAGCUAAAAAACAGCAGAAAGCACGGGAGAAGGAAGAAGCUGCCCGGAGAAAGGAAAAACGUCUCUGGGAUGUGGAUGUGGAUGAGUAUGAAGCCCUCACUGAGAAGCAGAAAGCUCUUCUUGAUUACAAAAUAGAAAAAAUCAAGCGUGAGCGGAGGGAGAGAAGAGAGCAGGAGCGGCUGGCUCGAGAGGAGGAGGAAAGAAAAAAGGCAUUGUCAAAAGCCUCAAAGAAGCAGAAGAAAACCAAAAGCCCAGAGGUCCAGCAGAAGAGCAAAAAACCAGCUGCAAAACAACAGCAGCAAGAAACGAAAAGCGCAGACGUCCGUAAGGGGAAAACAACAGCUGCAAAACAACAGCAGCAAGAAACGAAAAGUGCAGACAUCCGUAAGGGGAAAACAGCAGCUGCAAAACAACAGCAGCAAGAAACGAAAAAACCAGAGGUCCGUAAGGGGAAAACAGCAGCUGCAAAACAACAGCAGCAAGAAACUAAAAUCCCAGAGGUCCCAAGUAAGCGGGACAUGAUCUUGGACCUGAGGUUUAACAUCUAUGAGUCUGCACAGAAGGAGAUCAGACAUAUUCUGUCAUCCUGGGACAGGGUUCAGGGUAUCAUGAACAAGUCCCAGUCUUCCCCUAAACACAAAGGUGAGAAGAGCAGCAGUAUGUCUCUGGAAAGGCCAGAGAAGAAGUCUUUGGAAGAACAUGGCAGCCACAAGAGCCUUCAGCAGGAAGGGGAAGUCAGAAGCCAUAGUACCGGAGUGCCCUGCUUGGACUUCCGCAUCACGCGUCGUGAAAACAUGUUUGAGAAGAUCCUGAAGAGCAAGAAGCUGCCACCAGCAAAGCAGAUUCUGGACUCUCUGGGACUGGGUCCCUUAGGGCCUCCCAUUCUCCCAGGCUUUCUUUUCUCUGUGGUCCCCUACCCAGAGGAGGACAGGGUCCCCGCAGCAGCAGAAGACCUCAGACACUUCAUCCUCGUUGAACCUGAAAGUGCUGCUGCAGAAGAUGAUGUGGAUGGGGGUGUCUCAGGGCAGGUCUCACCUCUCUCUCCCUUUUCUCUCUCCCCUUAUGCCAAGGCCCCAGAGGCAGAGGCAGAGGACCAUUUGAAGGAGGAGGAAGACACAAGCAGAUGCAACUCUCCCCAGGAAAAGCGGAACUCUCCCCAGAGCCCGAAAAGUCUCCGGGAUCACUCCCCAGAAACACCCAGAAGUUCACCUGAGUCAAGGAAAAGCAAACUGCAGAGUGACUCAACCCUUGAGAGACCUACCAGGCUGAGAAAGUUCCGGUGGAUUGUUCCUGCCCACGGGGAGGUGGAACUGAAGAUCCGCUUCAGCACCACAAUGCCAGGGCAGUUUGACCAGAUGAUGAAUUUUGAGAUCCUGGGGUCAAAACGCCUGUACCAGUUACCCUGCAGUGCCACUGCCCUGUACCCCAGCAUCAGCCAGAACCCACGGCUGGUGUUUCCUCGCUGGAGGAAGAACAAGGAGAAGGAGGACAUCAUCGUCAAGGAGUACAAGGCACAGAACUGCCCCGACAACAGUGAGAAGUUAACCAUCUUCAAUGACUCCCCCAUGGAGGCAGAGGUCCAUUUCUCCUUUGAGAAUGACAGCAGAGGAGAGACAUUCCUUUUGGACCCUCCCAGCAUGAGGCUGCAGCCCAAAGAGAAGAAGAAGCUGACUAUUUGGGCGUACCCGACUUCCACUGGCCUCAUGCAAGACAGUCUCAUCUGCCACGUCAAGGACAACGCAGAGCCAGUGGUGUUCCGACUGUGCUGCGAAGGGGUGCAUGUGAAGCUGGGGGUCAGCCCCCAGGAGCUCCAAUUCAACAAGCUUCUUCUGCACAGGACUGACACCCAGACCCUGGUCCUUAGAAAUGACAGCCCACUGCCCAUGGCAUGGCAUCUGAGUGGGCUGGAGGACCUUGGAGAAGAUUUUUCUGUGUCACAAGGCAGGGGCGUUGUUGGGCCCCGGAAAGACUUAGAAGUUAAACUGAAUUUUAGGGCUGAGAAGAUUGGCAUCAUAAAUAAGAUGAUCCGAGUGGAGGUUUCAGAUACAGAAAACAUCCUGGGCAUUGUUCAUGCGGAAACCAUCAAAGUCUCUGUGGAGGUUUAUGAUGUUAAUCUGAGCAUCAACAUGCCUGAAGGUCCAGACGGCAGCGUUGAUUUUGGAACCAUUAAUGUCUUUGAUAAUAAGAAGGAAGUCCUCAGUCUUAAGAACAAAGGCUUAUAUGACAUUGAGUACAAUUUCAAGCUGACAACUGGAAGUUCCAAGAAGGGUGACUUGAAAUCUCAUUUCACUGUCCGGCCACAGAGGGCUGUGCUGAAAGCCUCCAAACCACCUGUGAAAGUUGAGAUCCUCUUCCACCCUAUGACUGAAAUGCUUCUCAAGAGCAGACCCAUCCUGCUCUGCCAGGUCUUUGAUCCCCAAGUGGGAGGUGAGACUGUUGCCACCAUCCCAGUGAGGGUGUCGGCGAGAGCAGUGUACAGCAAGUACAGCAUCGAGCCUGCCUCGCCCAUCGACUUUGGUACCAUGAUUAAGGGCACCAAGAAGACCCAGGUCUUAACUGUAGAGAACAAAGGCGCCCUCAACUUCAAAUUCUUCAUCCACCAAGCACCUCCACUGCAAAGUUCACAGGAAGAGGAAUCUGCCCCCUCGGUCAGGGAAAAAACGCACUCGACACAGGCUCAGCUCACUGUAGGCAUGUUCACCGUGUCCCCUUGCUCCGGCUCCAUCGGUCCUUGGGGCAAGCAAAACAUCACAGUGGAUUGCAACGCAGGAGCAGAGGGGAAAUGCGAGGAGCAGGUGUACAUUGACAUCAGCAACAGAGACCCCAAGGACAAUCCCCUCGGCAUUCCCUUUACUCUGACUGCCGAGUCCUGCUUCCCAGCACUUGUUGAAGACGUCACAUCCAUCUUUGAGAAGUACCCGAUCCACAGCAACAUCAAUCUCCACCAGACAUUACAGUCAGUGCAAGGCAAUGGUGUGUUCAUCAGAGAUGAUAACACAUUCAUCUUCACCAAAGUUCUGGUUGGGCAACGGGCCACAGCUUACUUCAAGAUCUCUAAUGCCAGCAGUAUCCCAUGUAAUGUGGUCCUCUCCAUCAAAGCCUUGCCUGGAGAGCCUCACAACCUCAUCAGCCACAUCUUCAAGUUGGAUCCUGUUGAGAUGAAGCUUCCUGGCUUAUCUCAUGGCUUUGCUACAGUGACCUUCACUCCAGAAGAAAAGAAGGACCACCAGUGUACUUUCACAGCUUCUGUUGUUAUCCCAAAAAGCAGCUCUGUGAAUACGAAACCCCAACAGCUGACCUUCACUAUCAGUGGAGAGGGGCACGUGCCUCAGGUGACAGUCGAGUACCCAGGCCUUCGGAGCAAGAGAGGAAACCCUGUGCUGCGCUUCAGGAGGCUCCUGCUGGGGGACUCACAGGCACUGCCCCUGGUCCUUCGUAACGAUGGCGUCAUACCCACAAAGUUUACAGUUCACAUCGUGGAUGACAAGGGAGUUUUCUUUAUGAAAGGCAGGCAGUCCUCACUCCGUGCCUUCCACAUUGGAGACAUGGAAGAGGACUCCACUGGAAAAGCCAAGAAGCAUCCUGAGAAGCCUUACAUGCUCCUGGAACACGGGCAGUCAGCAGAGUUUGAUGUGUUUUUCAAACCCACCCUGGCCCAACAUCUGGAAGGGAAGAUCCGUGUGCCACUGUCAGGCAACAAUGAAAUCAACAUAGAGCUGGUGGGUGAAGGCUACGACGAUGACUUCACCUUUGAUAACCUCCCUGGACUAGCAGAAGACAGCGAGAAGAGCAAUGCUGAGGGCAGUCUGGAGGACGACAUCAUUGAGGCUAUCAGAGCGAAUCACAUUGAGUUUGGGGACUGUGCAGUCAGGGAGCUCUGCGAGAAGACCUUCACAGUCACCAACCGCAGCAAGGAGGUGAUGCGGUUUGAGUGGCUGGCAGACGCCCUAUUCCAGUUCUCCCCCAAGGUGGGACACCUCCAGCCUGGUUGUGCCAAGGAUAUCAGAGUGACCUUGAAAUCCAAAGUCCCAGUCACCAUCAAAAGGCACUCUGUGAACUGUAAGGUGGACAAGAUCAAAUACCAGCUGCCACCAGAAGAAGUUUACAACUGGGACGAUGGAAUGUACACUGAGAAGUGGGAGGACACCAAUGAGAGAUUACCAGGAGCCCGCUGGCCUAUCAAGGAGAAGGUGGCCAAGGCAGUCCCGGAACCAACUCACACCGUCCUGGAGAAGAGCAGCCGCGAGGUUGAGCUUUUCCUUAGUGCUCAAGUUGACUACGCCAAGUUCAAACUGGACACAGUUGAGGUUCAGCUGAAGCAGACUGAGCCCUUCCAGACAGAGAUAAGCACUUUCCAGAUGUCCAAUACAGGCAAAGUAGCCCUGAAAUACUCCUGGGAGGUGGAUCUGGAGCAGGAAAGACCAUCAAAGCGUUCUGGAAAGCCAUACUCGGUCACUCUAAUGCGUUAUUUCUUGUCCUCUGCUACUGUGGAUCACUGGUUUGAGCAUCGUCCAAGUCGGGUGCACUGGGCAUCGCCGCUCGAGUCAACUCGGCCCCAGUCAAGUCUGCCCCACUCUACUCAGCCCACGCCAAGUCGGCGCCGCUCAAGCCAGAUGACCUGCCUUACAAAGCACGUUAGUUCCUCCAUGGAACUGUAUCCAGAUGACUUCGAUGACCCACCGCUGUUCUCCGUCGAGCCUGACUGUGGCACCAUCCCUGCUGGCCAAACUCAGAUUUUCCAAGUGAAAUUCUGCCCGACACGUGUGGGGGAAUUUAAGGCUGAAAUGCUGUGCAGCAUUCCUAACCUGAAGCCAUCUCAGAAGAGCCCAUCGGUGUUUGUGAUGGGGAAAGGCUAUUUGCGGAAGGCUGAUCUCAAACGCUCUACGUCACUGCAAAAAGGUGAAACCCAGAGCAGCAAGCCGAAGAAGAAGGUGCAGCAGUCAGCAAAACCAGAGUGACACCAUUUAUGUCAUGGCUUCUCCUGCU